CCACAUUUGCCACCCUUUCAAGAGGUGAGUGAAGAGGUGUCACAACACGAGAGCGUUGAGCAAAGAGUGGCCACAAAUGUGUCACAACAGCUCUUAAGCACUGCUUUCGACGAACAAAAAGCGGUCAAAGAAUCUCCAGAAUCGGUGACCCAAUCGGAUACCAGCGCUCAUGCGUUCGGUGACCAACUGGUGGACCAGUCUUCGCACCAAAACAUCGAAUACCAGAGCGAACAGCGAUUUAGUGGUCAUCCCAUCCAUCAGUAUAUCUAUGACGAGGAGGAGGAGGACGAAGAGGAAGACGAGGACGACCUCCAUGUGAGCGCUCCCGCCAUCGGUGCACACAUUGGCGCCGAUGAAGACAUGUUUGGUUCGCACGUGAGUCACAAUACUCGCGGCGAACCCAUCGAUGACUUAAUUCAAGGAUCAAAUGACUCGCAAAAGAUAACUAAAGAAGAAAUUCUGUAUCAAUUGUCUGACGACAACGUAUUGACGGCUCAGAGCUAUGGAAUUGGCAGUGAUCUGAGAAUUGGUUCCCAUUUGGACCACACUUUAGGUGAUGUUUCCACUGAAUAUCAACUGAACACUGAAGACCCGUUUUCGACGCCUCAGAAGCAGAAGACGGACAACAGACAGACGGAGGAGAGUUUCGAGCGAUUUGUGGACAAAUGCGAACCCUUUGAGACAAUUGGCACCGAUUUCGGCAUCACUUCCAAAGAGGCGACCAAUUCUUUGCUAGACUUUGGUUCAAGUGAUGCUCAGAUGACAGGUAUUAGUGAUGCGCCCAAAGUCUCGGACUCUAAGCUCGAGUCGACGCUUGAGUCUGAAUGGGAGACAAACCACUCCCUAAGCGGUGAACAGUUCGUAGAGUUUGCGGAGGAGUCGUAUGGCUCGCCAUCUGGUGCUGAGCGCACACACACUCAACACAUGGGCUAUGAUUCAGACUCGUCGUCAACCAAUAGAAACACUUUUGAGCCAACACUGCAACCAACCAAACACACACCAGUCUUCACACCUCCCAUCACUUCCAGCACUUCCGCCACUUAUACUCAACCGCGAGAGACCAUCGAAAGUGUCGAUACCAUCCGAGAGUCACCCAUUGAGCCGAAGGUUGCAAAAGAGAGUCGCAAAGAGAUUGAAUCCAAAGUU
Oppiella nova is the source of this 1146-nucleotide messenger RNA. The record is from the annotation of a GenBank genome assembly. Lineage: Eukaryota; Metazoa; Arthropoda; Arachnida; Sarcoptiformes; Oppiidae.